Messenger RNA from Acanthamoeba castellanii str. Neff, 948 nucleotides. RefSeq names its product cysteine protease 5, putative. The record is from RefSeq and is a predicted model, not a curated record. NCBI's taxonomy places the organism in Eukaryota, Discosea, Longamoebia, Acanthamoebidae. Bases 1 to 948 code for a protein of 315 amino acids. Gene Ontology annotation, cellular component: lysosome. The transcript is spliced from 7 exons. Gene Ontology annotation, molecular function: cysteine-type endopeptidase activity.
AUGCAGAUGAGAUCGCGUGCGGUAGUGAUGGCAGCCCUCGCCAUGCUGGCGAUGGUUACUCUGGCCUUCGAGGCGCAGGCCUACGACUCGGCGUCGGCCGGCGACGCGGCCAUCAGAGAGCAGUUCGAUGCCUUCCUCGUGCGCUACGGCAAGCACUACGCGGCCGCGAGCGACGAGUACGAACACAGGCUCGGCAUCUUCACCCACAACCUCGCCAAGAUCGCUGCUCGUAACGCCAAGUAUGCCGGCAAGACGCAGCACGGCAUCACCCAGUUCGCGGACAUGACUCAGGAGGAGUUCCAGAACCGCGUGCUCAUGCGCCCGCCGCCCCUGCCCACCGAAAAGCGCGUCCGUGGACCCACCUACGCCGGCCUCAAGGCCCCGACUUCGUUCGAUUGGCGCAACAAGACGGGCGUCGUGACCCCCGUGUACAACCAGGGCCAGGCGUUCUCCGCGACCGAGAACAUCGAGUCGCAGUGGGCUCUCGCCGGCAACAAGCUGACCGAGCUCGCCAUGCAGCAGAUCGUCGACUGCGAUUCCACCGACUCUGGCUGCGGCGGCGGCUGGCCCUACAAUGCCUACGAGUACGUGAUGUCGGCGCCGGGUCUGGAGCCUCUUGCCGACUACCCCUACACUGCGGCCGAUGGCAACUGCGCCUACAACUCAGGCGAGGUGGUGGCCAAGAUCUCUGACUGGACCUACACCACGACGGAUCAGGACGAGCACCAGAUGGCCAACUACCUGGCCCAGCAUGGCCCCAUCUCUGUCUGCGUCGAUGCUUCGCAAUGGUCCCUCUACACCGUUGGCUACAACUUGGCUGCCAACCCGCCCUACUGGAUCAUCCGCAACUCGUGGGGCGCCGAUUGGGGACUCCAGGGCUACAUGUACCUCGAGUUCGGUCAGGACGCCUGCGCCGUCGCUCAGGUCUCCACGUCCUCCAUCGUCUAA